Messenger RNA from Leishmania braziliensis MHOM/BR/75/M2904, 474 nucleotides. Its product is annotated as putative cytochrome c oxidase subunit VI. Lineage: Eukaryota; Euglenozoa; Kinetoplastea; Trypanosomatida; Trypanosomatidae. The transcript has a single exon. Gene Ontology annotation, cellular component: respiratory chain complex IV; mitochondrion. The record is from RefSeq and is a predicted model, not a curated record. The coding region runs from base 1 to 474 and encodes 157 amino acids.
AUGCCACACGAAGACCAUAGGAAAUACAGGGUUCAGCGUGCUGACCUCCCUGCGAUGCCUCACUUCACUGAUUUCAACGACCCGCGCUUCUGCGGGACGACGAACAAGCAGAAGAACGGUAUUCUGGCCUACUAUCAGUGGCUACAUUGCAUCGGCAACUGGGGUGAGGAGCACUCGAUGUGCAAAAAGAUGCGCUGGUAUGUGGAGCGCAUGAUGCACGAAACGUGGCUGGAGAAGUGGGAGGAAAAGCGUGCCCUCGGACACUUUGACCAUACUAUUCUCUAUGGUGUGAAGCCGUGGAAGGAGUUUGAGCCGCUUUACCAACCAGUGAAGAAGAACCGCAAGGGUGCGUAUGAGUUUUGGCUAGACCGCAACUUUGAGCCUCUCUACGAUGCCGACGCGGCUGACUGGCGCGAGAAGGCGCCGAUUCUUCAUGACAUGUUUGUGCUAGGAAAGAAACCCGUCUCAGCGUAA